AUGCCGCCUCGACGUAAUCGACAACGUCCUGUCCGUGACAUUAUGGUGGAAGAUUUGCAGCGUGAGGUCCGACGAUUACAACAAGAGCUAGCCCAGAGAGAUCGACAAGAAGCGGAGAACCAUCAAGAAGAAGAAGAGGUUAAUCCUUUCCAUCAGGAUUCCUCCAGCGAAGAAGGAGACUCUCGUCGACGGCAUAGGCCCGUCCGGCCGACCUUCAGGGAUGAUGGGGGAAUCAAGAUCGACCUCCCUGAAUUUGAAGGAAGACUCGAUCCAGAUGAAUUCUUGAAUUGGAUACAUACCGUGGAGCGGGUCAUUGAAUUCAAAGAAGUAGCUGCGGACAGAAUCGUUAAGCUGGUAGCGAUUAAGCUUCGGAAACACGCGUCGCUGUGGUGGGAAAACCUGAAGAGGAAUCGAACCAGGGAAGGUAAAUCUAAGAUCACGGAUUGGGACAAGAUGAAGAAAGAAUUACAUUGCAAAUAUCUUCCGGAACAGUAUCGUCAAGAACUGUUCUUGAAGCUUCACCGACUGAAUCAGCGUCAGUUAUCUGUGGAGGAGUAUGCCGCCAAAUUUGAACAAUUGGCAUUGAAAUGCGAUCUCAUCGAGCCGGAGGAGAAUACGAUAGCGAGGUUUCUGGAUGGCCUACAACCCGCCAUAGCUCACGUGGUGCAGUUACAAACCUUUUGGACCCUACAAGACGUAAUCAAUCUGGCAUUGAAGGUGGAGAAACAACUAAAGAGCACGCCAUCUAAUCAUUCUAGACCCAGGGAAGUGUGGGAGGGUAAAUCUGCCCAAAGUUCAAAAGGUGGGACAUCCACGUCGCAAGGGGCGCCGACCACAUCCUCAUCAGCUGGGCGAGGGUGGAAUUCACCGUCGAAUGCUGCAGGGGCCACCUCCGCACGCAAAUGCUUUAAAUGCCAAGGUUAUGGACAUAUUUCAUCCAAUUGUCCGACGAGGAGGGUCAUCACUGUAAUUGAAGAGGAGGAAUUGGAAGCUAACGCUGACCUACUGAAAGAAAUGGGCAAGGCCGAAACUGGGGGAUCUCUGGAACCCACAAUCAUUUGUGCUGAUGAAGGUGAAUUGCUGGUCCUCUGCCGGUUGUUAAAUACUCAGAGGGAAGAACCCGUCCAACGUCAUAAUCUCUUCCGAACAAGGUGCACCAUCAACAAUCGGGUGUGUCAAAUUAUCAUUCACAAUGGCAGCUGUGAAAAUAUAGCUUCGUGUGCGUUGGUGGAGAAGUUGCAGAUCCCCACUGAAGUCCAUCCGCGCCCUUACAAACUAUCGUGGAUCCAACGGGGAAGCGAGGUUGAGGUGUCCAAACACUGUUUAAUUGCAUUUUCUAUUGGCAAAUUCCAGGAUCAAGCUUGGUGUGAUGUGCUGCCCAUGGAUGCCUGUCAUCUCCUGUUGGGCCGGCCGUGGCAGUAUGAUCGACAGGCUCACCAUGAUGGGUCCGCCAAUACUUAUACAAUAACUCACAGCGGAGAGAAGUUAUUGUUGAUGCCAAUGGAACCUCAUGGCAACGACUGCGCUAAAGAACCAAUGUUAAUGAAUAGGGCUGAGUGUCAGCUAGCCCUUCGACAAACAGAUGAGGGAUACCUCCUCUUGCUCAAGGAGAAUACUACCGCGCAAACAGAAUUACCCAGCGAGGUACAACCCGUGCUGGAUGAAUUCCCGGAUGUGUGGGUGGAAGAACUACCCGCAGGAUUGCCACCUUUAAGAGAAGUGCAACACGCGGUGGAUUUGCUUCCAGGGGCAGUCUUGCCCAAUAGACCACCAUACCGACUUAGACCCGACGAGCACAUGGUAUUACAGCAGCAGGUAGAAGAGUUGUUGGCCAAGGGCUUCAUCCACCCAAGUGUUAGUCCGUGUGCAGUACCUGCACUAUUGGUGCCCAAGAAGGACGACAGCUAUCGAAUGUGCAUUGACAGUAGAGCCUUAAAUAAAAUUACUAUCAGGUACCGGUUUCCUAUUCCCCGAAUUGAUGACUUGUUUGAUCAAUUACAGGGGGCGACCAUCUUCUCCAAACUCGAUUUAAGAAGCGGCUAUCACCAAAUCCGGGUGCGGGAGGGUGAUGAAUGGAAGACCGCUUUCAAGGUGAGAGACGGACUCUGGUUUGUGAUCGUCUACUUCGAUGACAUUCUAGUCUACAGCCCUGACGUACAAGUCCACCUGCACCAUCUCCGGCAAGUGUUGUCGCUGUUACAAGAACAGAAGUUGUACUGCCACCCGCACAAGUGUCGAUUCUUGGACACUCGAAUCCAAUUCUUAGGAUUCAUAAUAUCAGCCAAUGGGAUUGAGGUAGACCCGAGCAAAGUAGAAGCCAUAAACAGUUGGCCCAUCCCCAGUUCGUCAACUGAAGUGCGCCGAUUCCUUGACUUGGCGUCCUUUUACAGGCGGUUUGUCGCCAACUUCAGCUCGGUGGCUGCUCCCCUUACCGAUCUACUUAAAUCGGAUUCCUUCACAUGGACAGACAAAGCUCAGCACAGUUUCCAACAGCUACAGAGGAAGGUGACCUCUGCCCUAGUGUUACGUCUACCUGACUUCGACAAAGUAUUCCAAGUGGAUUGCGACACCUCGAAUGUGGGCAUUGGUUCAGUACUGAGCCAGGAGGGACAACCGGUAGCCUAUUUCAGUGAAAAAUUGAAUGAAGCUAGGCAAAAAUACUCUACGUACGAUAAGGAGUUCUACGCCACUAUCCGUGCAUUACACCACUGGAACCAUUUCCUUCUUUGUAAGGAGUUUGUCCUCUAUACCGACCAUGCCACACUCAAGUUCUUGGAUAACUAG
Molecule: messenger RNA, 2784 nt
Organism: Dendrobium catenatum
Lineage: Eukaryota; Viridiplantae; Streptophyta; Magnoliopsida; Asparagales; Orchidaceae
Exons: 2
Coding region: 1-2784 (927 amino acids)
Molecular function (GO): nucleic acid binding; zinc ion binding
Source: RefSeq, a predicted model, not a curated record